Amphiprion ocellaris (clown anemonefish) is the source of this 1132-nucleotide messenger RNA. RefSeq names its product hydrogen voltage-gated channel 1 (gene hvcn1). Gene Ontology annotation, biological process: proton transmembrane transport. The record is from RefSeq and is a predicted model, not a curated record. Gene Ontology annotation, cellular component: plasma membrane. NCBI's taxonomy places the organism in Eukaryota, Metazoa, Chordata, Actinopteri, Pomacentridae. Bases 1 to 681 code for a protein of 226 amino acids. Gene Ontology annotation, molecular function: voltage-gated proton channel activity. The transcript has 5 exons.
AUGGCUCGGUACCUGAGGUAUUUCACCACCGUGGGCGACGAGCAGCCGGGCCAGUGGGAGGAGGAAGAGCUACAUGUGGCCAGCGAGGAGCUGAGUCCGGCCACGGGGCAGUUUCCAGCAACGCUGACCUUCCGGGAUGCCCUGAAGAGACUCUACACCUCUGAACGUUUCCAGGUGUUGGUGGUGUGUUUGGUCAUCCUGGACGCCAUCUUCGUCCUGGCGGAGCUGCUCAUAGAUCUCUCCGUCAUUAAGCUGGAACAUGGCCACAUCGCUCCAGAGGUGUUCCACUACCUCAGUUUGGCUGUUCUCACGUUCUUCAUGGUGGAGCUGGCCGGAAAGCUGUUCGCCUACCGCCUGGAGUUCUUCCAGCACAAGUUCGAGGUGUUUGACGGUUUGGUGGUGGUCGUGUCCUUCGUGCUGGACAUCGUCUUCAUCUUCCACGAGGACGCCUUCGACGGGAUGGGGCUCCUCAUCCUGCUGCGACUCUGGAGGGUGGCCAGGAUUAUUAACGGCAUCCUGGUGUCGGUAAAGACCCGAGCAGACCAGAGAAUCCACAAGCUGAAGGAGAGCUACGACCACCUGGUGGAGAGAGUCACGCAGCUGCAGGAACGCAGCGACAAACUGGCUCAAGAGAACCAGAAACUGCAGGAACUCCUGAAGCAGCACAACAUAGACUUCUAACCAUCAAGCCAACUGUUGUGGAACUACUGUUCACCCUCAUUCACAUCCUUUACUUUUCUGCACCAUUUUUUUAAACUGUCACUUUAUAUACUCGGUGAUAAACUUUUAUUUUACCCCCUGAUUUCAUUAUCCCACCCAUGGAGAGAUCAUCUUUUCUUUUUUUUGAAUUUGUAGAUCCACAUGCAGUUGUUGCUGUUUUUGUAGUCGGCAAUUAUCCAAUGAAUUCCAAAUACUUAGAAGCUACCUGAUGUCGUUCCAUGAAGUUUAACACACCUGUAAAUAUGUGAAAUCUUUCACAGACUCAUGAAUUGUACAUACAAAGGCAUUUACAUGUGCUUAAUGAGAUUUCAGAGUACUGUAUGUUGUGAGAAACAGAUUUAAGUAAAUGAUUGCAAAGAGUGAUACAUGUAUGAAAUAAAUAAAUGAUCUCAUUUAUUAAAUUGUACAAAAA